Maniola jurtina (meadow brown) is the source of this 4733-nucleotide messenger RNA. RefSeq names its product inositol polyphosphate multikinase (gene Ipk2). Gene Ontology annotation, molecular function: inositol tetrakisphosphate kinase activity; inositol-1,4,5-trisphosphate 3-kinase activity. The transcript has 7 exons. Gene Ontology annotation, cellular component: cytoplasm; nucleus. Lineage: Eukaryota; Metazoa; Arthropoda; Insecta; Lepidoptera; Nymphalidae. Gene Ontology annotation, biological process: inositol phosphate biosynthetic process. The record is from RefSeq and is a predicted model, not a curated record. Bases 296 to 1609 code for a protein of 437 amino acids.
CCAUAUCACUAUCAGUCGUUAUCAUUACCUAUCGGAAAUUUUCUUUUUAUUGAUAUGCGAAUGCGGGUAGGUACCUAUGUACUUACCUACUUAUUGUAAAAGCGAUAACCAGACGUCAAAGUUGAUUUAUUUGACGAUUAGAUAAAAAUAUAUAUCAUUCCGUCUCAACAAUUCACUCAGUUUUAAAGCAACCAGAUUUUUUAAAGAUAUUACUUAAUUAAUAAAUUAGGCAUUAAUAAUUUUGUUUUUACCUCGUUUUGUGGUUUUAUAGUGUACAUUGUAGGAGUGAUACUAAAUGAGUGAUGUGGCGGACAGACCCAAGGAACGCAAGGCACUGCGACGGCAGAGGUCUAUAUACCAGGUGCACUACAACCUCCGCAGGCAGGAAGAGGUGAUGGCCAAGCCCCUGGCGAUGCCGUCCGCGCCGCUCGAGGUGCACGCCUACGAGAUGCAGGUGGCGGGCCACAGGAACGACAAGUCCGACAAAAAGUUUCUAGGGUUGCUCCAAUGCAGCAACGGCAGAGUCCUAAAACCCAUCCUGAAAGAGUCCCAGAAACGUGAAGUGGACUUCUACAACCGACUGUCAACAUCCACCAACGCUGACCUGGUGGAGCUGAGGAAGUACGUGCCCAAGUACUACGGCUGUAGGAAGUUCACGUACAAUGGGUUUGAGCAGGAGUACAUCAUGCUGGAAGACCUUUCUGAGAGGAUGCUGGACCCUUGUAUAAUGGAUGUUAAAAUUGGCAAAAGAACGUGGGACCCCCACGCCUCGCUGGACAAGAUGAGGCGGGAGGAGAGCAAAUACGCGCAGUGCAAAGAGGAGUUCAGCUUCUGCAUCCCCGGCUACCAGGUGUACAAACUAGCGACCGGCAAGCUGCAGAAGUACAACAAGGAGUACGGCAAGAAGUUGCAUGGCCCCAUGGUUAGAGCUGCAAUUAAGAACUUCCUCAACGGGCUGGGUUCGAGCCUGUGCCGAGCUCUCAUCCUACAGUUCCUGUCGUCACUAUGGAGCGUGCAGAAGUGGGCGGCGCGACAAACCGCCGUCACUCUUUACUCCACUUCUUUACUGCUGGUGUAUGACGCCGCGAGGCUGAGGGACUGCUGCGGGCAGAACGAUGUCCUCACGUCUGGAUUCAAAUGCCGCCCGCCAGCAGUACCUAGAAGAAAAUCCAUCCACUCCCUCCAUAAUCCGGCUACCGGCUCCAAUUUUAGCGGACAAAUUUCUUCCAAGGGACCCGUCUACAGAAAAGUUAACUCCGUACCCAUUUCUUCCAUGACCCUCGCCCAAAAAACCUUCUCCCCUCCUCCAGUUACUAAAUCCCCUUGGAGUGAGGCCUUAGAAAGAUUCAACCAUAACCACUCCUUCGAACACAACUACGAAGAUAAGCUCUCAAAAAUUAAGAUGAAUUACCGGGCUACUUUGGAUCAGUUAGCGAGUGAUACCCCCUCUCCCAACCCGUGGGGGACGGUCAAAAUAAUAGACUUUGCGCACGCGUUCUUUAAUGAAGAGGACAAUAUCCGAGUGGAUACAAAUUUUAGAGAAGGGAUUGAUAAUGUUGUGGCUAUGUUUGAGUCGCUGCUGAGAGAAACUGAUGAUCAGGUUUUCUGAUCUUUUGGACUGUUUUGAUUUAACCCUCCAUGCGAUUUGUUAAGGGUGUAAUCACAUUUAUUAGCAUCGAUUCGCAUUUUAUUUAUUGAAAAUGACUAUUUUGUAUGAAGAUAUAGGCAACAAUAAUUAUUCUCCUUUCCGAAAAUGCGUAUAUGCGCCGGCAUAGACGAGGGACAAUAGUCCGUUAUCUUUUACCUCAGCUUUCGCGGUACUAUUAGUCCUAUGCAGUUCUUAGGUGAUCAAUUUUUGUCUUCCGCGGACAAUCAAUCAACCUGGUCAUUUCGUACUAAAAUGCCAACUGUGACGUGGCACUUAAAAAUAUAUUCUUUAGCGACUUUUAUGUACUUAAUAAAUUAACACCCGUAUUCACAAACGUUACUAUGAGGUCACAUAUUACGCUCGAACGCACAGUGUCGGUUCCACCAAUCAGAUCACUGUAUCACGUCAAUUUACAAUGAUCUGAUUGGUGGAACCUGCACUAUGCGUUCGAGCGCACUGUGAGGCCUCAUAGUAAUGAUUGUGAAUACGGCCACCACGAAUCAUAAAUAGCAUCUCAUUCAACCUGAAAGCAUACUACAGCUAACUAUUGCAACCGACUCACGUUACGUAUAAAUGUCAAACUACCCACUAGAUGCUAAUUGGUUCUGACAAAUGUGAUUACUGGCUAACUUUCAUCAUCAGCUGGUGGUUAAUUUAACUGUUUAGAGUUUCCUUGAUGCAUAUUAACGCAUCACUAUACCAAUUUACUAUGACAUUAGUUUUGCGUUUGCGCAGCUAAAUAAUACGACAAUGUAUUUCAAACCAGAAAACCAACAUGUGCCAAAUCUCAAGAUAAUUGUCAAAAACAGAUUUUGUAUCUAUUGUUAUUUCAUUUAACAUUAUAAUAAAAAAAAAAUUGUUACCAAUAGACCGUAGGGUCGCAGCAAGGUAGAUGUUUUUGAGGGGGUUCAACCCCACCUUUAGAAUUGAAGCAGACUCAUAAAGCCAAAAAAUAUACAUACCAAGAUAAGUUUACUUGUAAGUAGAUUAUUUGUAUUUAAUGUAUUCCAUCCAUCUUACUUUUUAAGAUUAAAAAAAUUGUAUAAAAGUACAGAAUUCAGACUCACUACCUCUUUCGGGUAGUUCUUAAUUAUAGUUAUUUUAUUGGAUGACUUUACGUGAAGUAAGUUUUCAUGAAGUUUUAUAAAAUUAAUAAUAUGAAAUAAAAUGAGUUGUAUAAAGUUAAAUAUAUCAAUCAGUACUUAAUAAUGUAACUAAUUAAGCUAUUAUUAAUAAAUUGUUUUAAUAAAAGAUGUGAUAUUUCGCUUUCGCAUUAUAAAUAUUUAUUUUCAAAAUCAGCCAAAAACUAUUUCCCAAAUAAACGUAUCUAUAAACAUAUAUAAAUAUACUGCCUACUGAGAAAUCUAUUCUCGCGCUUUCCUAUGCUCAAAGUAAUGUAAAAAAAAAAACAUUAUUUUUAUUUUACAUACAAUAUAGCUACUAUGUAUUAAUAUUUGAAAAUUCCCAUUUUUGUAGCAAUUUUUUAGCAUUUUAAUAUUAUCCGAUAAAGAAUACCUAACGGUACAUUGAUCAAAAUUAGUUUUGAAACAAUAACAAUUAGUAAGAAUUAAAAAAAAAUUGUACCAAAUCAGAGAGAUCGAACACAGGGUCGUAACAAGGGACUGAAUGUGGGGGGAUUAGUUUAAAAAGAUUUCUUAAUCAGUUUAUCAUAAUUUUCGAAAUUACCCAAAGUUUUCUGUAAUAAGGCUUUGGUGGCACAUUAUUAUUUUUAAAAACAGUAGAAAAAAAUGACCAACUCGUAUUGUAUUUUUAUUUAAUUUUUUUAAUGGGAUUACAAUUUUAUUCGUUAGUCGGUGAGAUAGGAACUUCGGAGUUACUUCAUUAGGACAGAAAGCCUCGUUUACAUUGAGACAGUUCCUCCCGAGAAGUCUCAAGUCGCUUCGGACUUUGAAAUGAGGAACUAUCGUAAUGUAAACAGGGCUUAAAAAGCUUGAAAAAUGAUACACUUUGUUGAGGCUAUUGGUUUAUGUUUCAAAACUUUUGUAUAUAAAUUAUUAUUACCUAUUAAUCUUCAAUAACAGGCAACCGUAAACAUGGGAACAUUUUUUUCAGUGUUGAUAGUAUUUUUUUCGUGAUAAAGAUUAUGUAUCCUAUUCUCAAAUAAGUGCGAAAUUUCGGCCGAAAUAUCGUUCGAUACUACAAUUUCUUUCGUCCACAAAUUCUGUCAAUUUUUUAGUAAAAAAUCGCAUACGACAUCGUAAAAAAUGUACUAAGAUAUCGCAAUCAAACUAUCACUGCGAAAGUUUCGGUCGGAAUUUCGCGCCUAUGUAAACAGUACAACUUUUAGCCAAAGACUUCAAUCAAGCUACCUCCAUUUUAUACAAAAAUAAUUCCACUAUUAUUUAGGCGAAGCAAAAAAAGAUAAGUUUAUAAAUAUACAAUACAAUGUACAAAUAUUUCUAGUAAAACAUAAACCAUGCGACAAAUAUAUUUGAAAACCCUAGAAAAUAUGGACACUACUAAUCAGACUGCAAGGUUAAUUGGGCAACACACUCGAUUACGAACCUUUGAAACGGUCAAUGCGAUAAUCACAAUCCCUCUUAAUUAGGGUGAGAUCUAUAGAGCGCACUUUGACUUUGCUCAGACUUAAGCUUCUUAAAACGAGACAGAUAUAUGUCAGCGCUAUAACGCUGUCUCGUUUUAACAGUAUCUUAAGUCUGACCAAAGUCGAAGUGCACUAUAUAGAUCUCCUUGCACAAAAACUGCAAAUAUGACGGAAUACAAGUUUGCACAUCUCAACAUCGUUGAUAGAUUUCGAGCAUAUAUCAUCAAAUUCAUGUAUCGAAAUGUCAAAAUAAAUAUGACCUCAAACUCCUUUGCAAUAAAUUUAGUCAUAAAUGUACCCGGAAAAACAGGAAAGAUGAAACAUCGGACCAGACAGAGAUAAGCGACCGCUUCGGUUUCGUAAAGCAUUGUCUCUGUCGUUGAGACAGACAUGUCACCAACAUAACGUCAUAUAAACAUAGCUAUGAAUGACAAAGACGACGCAAUGUGAAGUCGAAACUGCCGAUGAUCUUUUUCUUAAGUCCAAUGUGUAAUCUUCCUGCCGGUACUGCAAAAUUAU